CAAUUGGCCACUUGCACUUUUUACCCAAUAAAUACCCUCUUCUCCUUCUUCAAGAAACUCAUUGCUCUCUCCAAAUACCAAAACUGAUACUACAGAACAAAGCAAGGAGAUGCUGAAGAUGUUAUCUGUGUUACGACGAAACCUCCAAAGUCUUCGAAAAAGCCCGCGUGUUGCUGACGAAAGUGCGUUGCCUUCAACGACCGUUAACGGAGACAGGAGAGCAAACGGCGUGAUGAUGAAGUUUCCGUUAAAGAUCAUGUCAUGCUUUGCAGUUCCACGUGGUAGCAGGGCUGAUGGUGUGUGGGUGUCGGGAGAUUACGGAAAGGUCUCGGAGGUUAACCAUCUCAUGGUUUGUGAUGGCAUGAGAUACGCUCUCUUGAUGUAAUUAUCCACUUUUUGUCUCUAUACUCUAGCUAGUAAUACAUCGAUCGAUCGUUCUUCAGUACCCAUUUGGUUUGCUUCUUCUUUUGUUGAUGGAUGGUUUUAGUUACUAUUUAGGGAAUCUAGGGAGAGAUAUACAGUGGGUUUUCACCUUUUUUUCUUUUCUUGCGUCCAUGAGGCGUUUGUUAAUCCAGAAGAUUUCAUAGGAAUAUUUAACUUUUCUCUUUAGCAAAAAAAAUAUUUUAAAUUUUCUUUA
Molecule: messenger RNA, 637 nt
Organism: Brassica oleracea var. oleracea
Lineage: Eukaryota; Viridiplantae; Streptophyta; Magnoliopsida; Brassicales; Brassicaceae
Exons: 1
Coding region: 110-385 (91 amino acids)
Source: RefSeq, a predicted model, not a curated record